Ornithorhynchus anatinus (platypus) is the source of this 3059-nucleotide messenger RNA. RefSeq names its product inositol polyphosphate-1-phosphatase (gene INPP1). The record is from RefSeq and is a predicted model, not a curated record. Lineage: Eukaryota; Metazoa; Chordata; Mammalia; Monotremata; Ornithorhynchidae. The coding region runs from base 136 to 1299 and encodes 387 amino acids. Gene Ontology annotation, molecular function: inositol-1,4-bisphosphate 1-phosphatase activity. The transcript is spliced from 6 exons. Gene Ontology annotation, biological process: phosphatidylinositol phosphate biosynthetic process.
CCGCCCGGUGCGGCCCCUCUCGCUCUCCUUCGCUCGCUCGGUCGGUGCCGGUUCCCGAUCCCCGGUGGAGCAGCAGGCGGUCGGCGUUCGGGGGAGAGUCUGCUGGCCAGCCAGGUGGGCGUCCCCAGCGCGGCCAUGGCGGACGUCCUGCGGGAGCUGGUGCGGGCGUCGGAGAAAGCGGCCGACAUCGCCCGGGCCUGCCGGCAGCAGGACGCCCUCUUCCAGCUCCUGGUGGAGGAGAAGAAGGACGGAGACAAGAACAAGAAGUUCGUCAACGAUUUCAAAACGCUGGCGGACGUGCUGGUGCAGGAGGUCAUAAAGCACCACCUGGGGCAAAAGUUUCCAGGGCUGGAGAAGCACGUGGCCGGAGAGGAGUCCAACGAGUUCACCAAUGAGCUGGGGGAGAGUAUCACCGUGGAGGUCCGGCCCACGGAAGCGGAGACCCAGCAGCUGCUCAGCAAGGUCCUGGACGGCCACGACCCGGCGGCCGCCGCCCUGGCCAGAGCCGUCCACCGGGAUCCCGCGCCGGCCGACCCCGCUCUGGAGGCCCUGACGGUGGCCGUCCCGCUGGACAGCUUGGGGGUGUGGGUGGACCCCAUAGACUCCACCUACCAGUACAUCCAAGGGUCCGCGGAAGUGGAGCCCGUGGAAGGCGUGUUCCCGCGCGGCCUGCAGUGCGUGACCAUCCUGAUCGGCGUGUUCGACCGGCGGAGCGGGGAGCCCCUCAUGGGCGUCAUCAACCAGCCCUUCGCGGAGCGGGAGCCCGGCACCGGCAGGUGGAGCGGACAGUGCUGCUGGGGCCUCUCCUACCUGGGCACCAACGUUCACUCGCUGCCCCCUGCGCCCGGCGGCCCCGAGGACGCGCCCGGCCGCCCGUUCUCGGCCGUGGUCAGCUCGAGCGAGAAGGACGAGGUGCGGGCGGCGCUGGGCCGGGUCUGCGGCGGGGGCGUGCGCCACGCGGCCGGAGCCGGCUACAAGAGCCUCUGCGUCGUCCGCGGGCUGGCCGACUUCUACGUCUUCUCGGAGGACACCACCUUCAAGUGGGACUCAUGCGCCGGGCACGCCAUCCUCAGGGCGCUGGGCGGGGGGAUGGCCGACUGGCAGGAGAGCCUCAGGGCCGGGCCCGGGCCCGCCGGGUCCCCGCCCCCCCUGCGCUACCACGUGGGCGUCCAGGGCGCGGUCGGGGUGGACCGCUGGGCCAACCGGGGCGGGCUGGUGGCCUAUCGCUCGACGGCCCGGCUGCGGCGCUUUCUGGCCCAGCUGAGGGAGAGCCUGGGCCUCCCGGCCCCCGCCCCCUGAGCCGGUGCGGCCGGGCGGGCGGGAGCGGUGGAGGGAGGGACCGAGAGCCGGCCGGGGGGAGGCCGGGCCCCCGUUCGGAUCCCACACUUCCCUCCCCGUCCCCCGGCCCUUCGGCGGCUCCUCCCUCUCCGCCCCCCGAGUCCGGUCAGUCCCGGUGCCCCACAGAGGGGGCCGAUCUCAUCGGGUGGACCCUCACGGUCGAGGCCCGGUGGCCGGAGCCUCACGGGCGAGGCCCGGCCCGCCGAUCCUCACGGUCGAGGCCCGAAGGGCGGACCUUCACGGACCGGCCCGGCGGGCGGUGCCGGGCGGGCGCGGGGGUGGUGGCCGGGGUUGGGGAGCGGGAGGCGACAACCCUCACCUUCACCCGCUCCAAGCCAUUUCCCCAAGAAAUGUCUCGUUCUCCACGUCCGAGGCAGCUUGAGGCCGGCCGCCUCCCGGCUGCGCCCCGCUGGGCCCUGCUUCGCCCCACUGCAUCCCGCUGCCUGCUAGCGCUGCCGUAAACCUGAUUGUUCAUCCCAAAACCCUCUUCUCCCGUGGCUUUCAUUCAAGGGGGUGAAAGGAAGAGUGGCAUGGUCUUUCCCUGGGGCGGGGCGGGGCGGGGGUGUGUGAUGUGUACAUCUCUGAUGGAUGUGUCCGUGUAAGACGGGUGUGUGUAUGGUAUGUGGCUCUGCAUGUGUGUGCACGUGUGCGUGUGCGAUUACCCCCCGGCACGACAGCGUCCCCGGCCAUGGCAUCCCUCCAGGCCCGGACGAGGGCCCACCCCGUCGUCCUCCCCCAGCCGCCCCCAUCCCGUGCCAGCGUGGAAACUCUCCCCUCCUCUCCUCCCUGCCUCACUCUCUCUGCGUUUCUGUUGGCUGCGGCCCUUUCCGUUCCGCCCAGACGUCGCUCUCUGCGUUUCUGUUGGCUGCAGCGUCCCUCCUUCCGCCCCUAACUCCCUCGCCGCAUUUCCCCUUGGCUGCUGCGCCUCAACAGGCCGACGUUUGAGAAAUGCCGCGAGGCCGCUUGAGGCCCGGUCAGGUCCUCCACUCCGGUCAGGUGGGGCGAAGCUGGUCCUCGGGUCACUGGGCACCCACGGUGUGCAGAGCGCUGGGCCGGGCACCCGCAGCGUGCCGGGUGCCCACGAUGUGCAGACCGCUUUGCCGGCUGCGAUCGCCUUCCAAGCUGCCCACGGGUUUUCUCCGUCUUCCACGUUGGCUCACUUCUCCCACGGCUCCCCAGUGCAGGCUCUUUGUCCCGCCCAAGCCAGCCUUCUGGCUAACGAUAACAACCGGUCUCUGUGGUGGCCGAACCCCUCUCAACUCUCCCGCCUCCGUCCCCUCGGUCACGCCGCGCCCCCGGCCGGGAACCGCCUCCCUCCCUAAACCCCCGACUGCGGCGUCAACGGCAUCCAGAGCCCUCCUGUAACCCCCACCUCCUCCUUCAACAAGUCUUCCCUGAUUAGAAUUCGUUGAUGGAUUGAUUAAUCCUUUCAUUCCCACCCUCAGCGCUAUGGACAUAAGUGAGCGAGUAUGACUUUGUACUUUAUCCGGUGUAUUCGAUUAUUGAUCCUGCUGUUCCGUCCCGAUGUCUGUCGGACUUGUUGUUACAAUCUUGCUCUUCCUCAGGCUCCCGUUCUUUGUAAGUCAUUUGUGUCUGUCUAUCUGUCGGUCGGUCAGUCGGUCGGUCAGUCGCUUUUAUUCGAGCGCUCACUGUGUGCAGAGCCCUGUAUUUCGCACUCGGGACGGUCCGGUAGAACAAUAAACAGACACAUUCCCUGCCCA